Molecule: messenger RNA, 474 nt
Organism: Budorcas taxicolor (takin)
Lineage: Eukaryota; Metazoa; Chordata; Mammalia; Artiodactyla; Bovidae
Product: keratin, high-sulfur matrix protein, B2A
Exons: 1
Coding region: 1-474 (157 amino acids)
Cellular component (GO): keratin filament
Source: RefSeq, a predicted model, not a curated record
AUGGCCUGCUGUUCCACUAGCUUCUGUGGAUUUCCCAUCUGUUCCACUGGUGGAACCUGUGGCUCCAGUCCCUGCCAGCCGACCUGCUGCCAGACCAGCUGCUGCCAGCCAACCUCCAUCCAGACCAGCUGCUGCCAACCGAUCUCCAUCCAGACCAGCUGCUGCCAGCCAACCUGCCUCCAGACCAGUGGCUGUGAGACCGGCUGUGGCACUGGUGGCAGCAUUGACUAUGGCCAGGUGGGUAGCAGCGGAGCUGUGAGCAGCCGCACCAGGUGGUGCCGCCCUGACUGCCGCGUGGAGGGCACCAGCCUGCCUCCCUGCUGUGUGGUGAGCUGCACACCCCCGUCCUGCUGCCAGCUGUACUAUGCCCAGGCCUCCUGCUGCCGCCCAUCCUACUGUGGACAGUCCUGCUGCCGCCCAGCCUGCUGCUGCCAGCCCAUCUGCAUUGAGCCCAUCUGUGAGCCCACCUGCUGA